AUGACUCUAGAUUCACGAGAUGACUUUAGUGAACAAAACAGUCCUGAUGUCUUGAGUAACACCACAGUGCCCAAUGCCCCCCAGGCCAACAGCGACUCUAUGGUGGGCUAUGUGUUGGGCCCUUUCUUCCUCAUCACCCUGAUCGGGGUGGUGGUGGCUGUGGUAAUGUAUGUCCAGAAGAAAAAGCGGGGGGACAGGUUUCACCAUCACCUGCUCCCCAUGUACAGCUAUGACCCCACUGAGGAGCUGCAUGAGGCUGAGCAGGAGCUACUCUCUGACGUGGGAGACCCAAAGGUGGUGCACGGCUGGCAGAGUGGCUACCAGCACAAGUGGAUGCCCUUGCUGGACCUGACACUCUCACCUUCAGAACCAUGGGGUCCUGCCGCCUGCUGCUUCCCCUCCCACCUGCCCACCGAGCCCCCUGCUGGGCACCGGGUCUCCACUCCUCCUACCCAUCCCCCUCCAUCUAAGGAUGGUGAAAGUCCAGCAAGCCUCACAGUAAAUGAUAUAUUUGGCACUCUUAAGUUUCCAAAUUACUCAUUUAGCAACUAUAACUCUAUGCCUACUCACUACAAUGAUGUAUAA
Molecule: messenger RNA, 585 nt
Organism: Myotis myotis
Lineage: Eukaryota; Metazoa; Chordata; Mammalia; Chiroptera; Vespertilionidae
Product: small integral membrane protein 29-like
Exons: 3
Coding region: 1-585 (194 amino acids)
Source: RefSeq, a predicted model, not a curated record